AUGUUUGGAAACCCAGGACCAUUCUCAAACUCCUCAAGGGGUUUCGUAGUCGAUGACUUUCAGCAGAGGAGAGGUUUCCAGCAGGAUGACCUCAGGUGUCCUCUGCAGAGAAGCAUGUCCAGGCCCAGCGGCAAAUCUAUAUACAUGCAGAGAAAGGAGUAUUCUGAGGUGCUGAACAGACAACCUGACAACUUUCAAUUCAGAGUGGAGCAUCUGUUCACCUGUGAGCUGGAUGGCCAGGAGGUGAAGAACCUGGGCAACUGUGUGGAUAAACUCAAGAGACUGAAUGACAGAAGUCGUCUGUGGCCACAGGAGAUGAUUAUGGAGGUCCAGGCCGGUUAUCUGCUGCUCAGUGACAUAGAGACAAAGUUGGAGUUGGAGUCACUGCCUUUGAGCGACAUUCUGCAAACCACAGCUGUGCUGGACAGCUGCACUUACAACUCUCUGCUGAUGAUCAGUGUUCAGGAUCGCAGCAGACGCUUCCCGCAGGUCUUCAUCUUCCAGUGUGAGGAAACUGGGGCGGAGAACAUCAGGCGCGAUCUGGACAAAGUGGUCCAAAACAGAGAUGGAAAUGUGGAAUUGCGUAGUGACCAGGCUGACAUCAGGAGUGAUCUGGAGGACAUCAUAGGCCGUCAAGCCUUUGGAAGUUUUCGACAGACUGGGCCUCGUGACACGGAGCGAGAAAGGACACUGCCACCGCCACCCCCACCGGACCACCCGGCUCCACAGUGGAACUACAGGGAUCCUGAAAAUGUACCCAGAAUGCCACCCCCACACGAGGAAACGAUACCCCGCCCAAGCUUCAUAAUGCCACAGCACAGCCUAGAUUUUCCUCAAGCUCCUGAUAACGCGAAUGUGAACAGGAACAUGGACAUUUUAAACCAUAUUAUCACUGAUAUGGAGAUCUUUGUGGCCAUGGUGAUGGCUGCAGCAAACACACCACCAGCACAGCAGGAAAAAAAGAAGAAGAAGAAAUCCAAGAAGAAAUCAAAGAACACAGCACCAGAGGUCAAUCUACCGCAUUGGGAAGAGUAUGUCUCAUGUCUUCAGAAAAUGAAAUACGGCUUCAACUUGCUGGCUCACCUGGCUAAUGAUCUCACCAACCCGAGUGCUCCUGAAUUGGUCCACAACUUCUUCUACUGUUUGGGCUUGAUUGUACCUCAGUAUCCUCCUGACCUCCCUCCCACUGUCAUCUCACCCCUGCUAACGGACGCAGCACUGCGGCUGCUCAGUCAGGAGGUUGGACCAGAGGAGGACCAGCUGUGGAGGUCGCUGGGAGACAGUUGGAACAUUCCCAGGUCUAAAUGGCCAUAUGGAGAUGUUCCUCCUUUCAUCCCAGAGUUCUACGAUGGCUGGCAACCGCCGCCGCCUCCAGCCCCAAACCUUAAUCAGAAUGGGCCAUUGAGCAGAACCAACAGCAUGCGCUUCCCACUGGAUCAGCCAAAUGAACAGGUGAGCGACAACCACUGCAGGCACAGACGCCACCUGCGAAGUACGUUGGAGAUCUGUGCAGGUUUGACGUUUAUAUUUUUCACUCCACAGUGGGGCACAGGCAGACAAAUAACUCUGGACAUGAAUUCCACGCCUGCAGAGGUUAAAGCCUGGCUGGAAGACAAAGGUUUCGCCAAAAUCACCGUAAGCAGUCUCAGCGUACUGAACGGCAAACUGCUGCUGGGGCUGUCGAAGGAGGAAUUACGGACUGUGUGUCCUGAAGAAGGGGGGAAGGUUUUCUUCCAGCUUCAAGGUGUCAAAUCAUCUAUUGCACUCGCCAGUGAAUCCUCAGGCAUGUACAACAGCCGCUACUAAUCUCUUCAGUCGCCAAGUUGCUGGGGUCUACUUAUCACGUGUGUGUAAAGUCACACUGAAGCUUAACUGACAAAUUCCAGUCUGCAUGAGCACAAGCAACCGUGGCUUUGUCCACUGGGAUCCACAAACAAGUCUUUAAUGUGGUCAUUACUC
Molecule: messenger RNA, 1959 nt
Organism: Thalassophryne amazonica
Lineage: Eukaryota; Metazoa; Chordata; Actinopteri; Batrachoidiformes; Batrachoididae
Gene: eps8l3b
Product: EPS8-like 3b
Exons: 16
Coding region: 1-1806 (601 amino acids)
Biological process (GO): regulation of Rho protein signal transduction; Rho protein signal transduction; positive regulation of ruffle assembly
Cellular component (GO): plasma membrane; vesicle; ruffle membrane
Molecular function (GO): actin binding
Source: RefSeq, a predicted model, not a curated record